Molecule: messenger RNA, 1080 nt
Organism: Adineta steineri
Lineage: Eukaryota; Metazoa; Rotifera; Eurotatoria; Adinetida; Adinetidae
Source: the annotation of a GenBank genome assembly
AUGAAAUCAGUCAAAGAUCUUGUCAAAUGCCACAGUUCAAUAAUACUUCUCCGUCGAUCAUUUUCUGUUACAUCAAGAGCUCUUGCUGAAAAAACUAUUACUAUUCGUGAGGCCAUAACUCAAGCAAUGGACGAAGAAAUUACACGAGAUGAUCGAGUUUUUUUAAUGGGUGAAGAAGUAGCACAAUAUGACGGUGCAUAUAAAAUGUCAAAAGGUCUUUGGAAAAAACAUGGUGAUAAACGUAUUGUUGAUACACCAAUUACUGAAAUGGGUUUUGCUGGAAUAGCAACUGGUGCUGCUAUGGCCGGUCUUCGCCCAAUAUGUGAAUUCAUGACAUUUAACUUUUCAAUGCAAGCUAUUGAUCAUGUCAUCAAUUCAGCUGCUAAAGCAUAUUAUAUGUCAGCCGGAAAAGUUAAAGUACCAAUUGUUUUUCGUGGACCAAAUGGAGCAGCUGCUGGUGUAGGUGCUCAACAUUCUCAAGAUUUUGCAACAUGGUACAGUCAAUGUCCUGGUCUUAAAGUAAUUUCUCCUUAUUCAGCUGAAGAUUGUCGUGGUUUACUUAAAGCUGCUAUUCGUGAUGAUGAUCCUGUUGUCUUUUUGGAAAAUGAACUAGUUUAUGGUCAACAAUUUCCUAUCUCCGAUGAAGCAUUAUCUGCUGAUUUUGUUUUGCCUAUUGGUAAAGGUAAAAUUGAACGUGAAGGCAAACAUAUUACCCUUGCUUCUCAUUCAAUUGGUGUUAAACUAUGUUUGGAAGCUGCAAAAGAACUUGAACAAAGUGGAAUUGAUUGCGAAGUUGUUAAUCUACGAACAUUAAGACCACUUGAUGAAGACAUUGUUAAAACAUCUGUAAAAAAAACUCAUCAUCUUGUUACCGUUGAAUUCGGUUGGCCACAAUGUGGUGUUGGUUCGGAAAUUAUUGCAAGAAUAUGCGAAAGCGAUGCUUUCGAUUAUCUUGAUGCUCCACCAAUACGUGUCACUGGUGCUGAUGUUCCAUUAGCAUAUGCUAAAACAUUAGAACAAAACUCCAUGCCACAAGUUGCCAACGUCAUUAAAUCAAUUAAAAAAGUUUUAAACAAAUAG